AAAAAAGAAAACGGUUCCUGGUUCCGUUCCGGUUUUUGGUUCAAUAUCGUUCCGGUCUGGAUCCCUGCCCUGCUUUUGGAUUUGAAAAUUGAAAAUUAAGAAUCAGUCAUGCAUGUCAAGGAUACCUACGCGAGUUACGAUAAGAAAAUUUCAAUCUAGGAAAAAUAAAGACGUGAAUCGUUUCAUUGAAAAUCAAUUUCAAUUAAAUUUGUGCGCCAAAAGUUUCCUUUUCCUUCGCCAGAAUGUACUCGUAUACGACGUCACAAUUCACAUGACGUAAUUGACAGGUCGUGAGAUCUACAUGUGAAAAAGCGUACUAAACUACAUACACAAGACCAAAGACAGAAGGGCUACACACACACAAAAAAUACAAAAAUGUUCAUAAUCUAGCAGUGGAAUUUUUCAUGUUAUUCGGGUGUCGAAAAACAAUAAAAUAUGUCCGGGCAAACGGUCCCAGUGGAAAAACUAGUGCGAGUGGGUUAUUACGAGCUGGACAAGACCAUCGGCAAGGGAAAUUUUGCUGUGGUAAAGCUAGCUACACACAUCGUCACCCGUACCAAGGUGGCCAUAAAAAUAAUAGAUAAGACUGUCCUAGAUGAAGAAAACCUAACUAAGAUAUUUCGAGAGACUGCUAUUUUAAAGAAACUCCGUCAUCCCCACGUGACUAGACUGUAUCAGUUGAUGGAAACAAAACAAACCAUUUAUUUGGUUACAGAAUAUGCGAGUAAUGGAGAGAUAUUUGAUCAUUUAGUAGCAAAAGGCCGCAUGGCGGAACCAGAAGCAAAAAGAGUAUUCAGUCAAAUUGUUUCGGCCGUUUGCUAUUGUCAUUCACAGGGGGUGGUGCACAGAGACUUAAAGGCUGAAAAUUUGCUGUUAGAUCACAAUUUUAAUAUUAAGCUUGCUGAUUUUGGCUUCAGCAAUCAAUUCACAGAAGGCAAUUUGCUGAGCACAUUUUGUGGUUCGCCUCCAUAUGCGGCCCCAGAAUUAUUUCGGGGUUUAAAAUAUGAUGGAACCAAAGCUGACAUAUGGAGUCUAGGAGUUGUCGUAUACAUUUUAGUAUGCGGCUCCUUACCAUUUGACGGCCACACAUUGCAAGCCCUUAGAAAUGUUGUAAUAGAGGGCAAGUUCAGGAUCCCUUUUUUUAUGUCGCAAGACUGCGAGCAUUUGGUCAGGCACAUGCUAGUAGUAGAUCCGGAUAAACGGCUGACUAUAUCGCAAAUUCUCAAACACAAAUGGUUGAGCGAUGCAGAACCACCUUUGCAAUUAGAUGUAGAAGAAGAUCAGCGGUUGAAUAAUACUGUUAUUGAACAUAUGCUUCAGUUGCCAGGUCUUGACAGAGCAGCAAUAGCCCGAUCACUAGAAGUCAAUUCUUUCGAUCACAUUUACGCCAUUUAUCAUUUACUUUUGGACAAACUCAAACGAAGAACAAUGAAUUUCCAAAGUAAAGUGGCUAUGCAGAGACGCAGGAUGGGCGAGGCACAAGAACACAAAUCUUUACAAGACAGCGAUGGUUACUUGCAAGCCCGCAACCCAAAAUUCACCGAAAGAAGCGAAUCUUUCAAUGAACAACAGCUGACAAUGCAAUUGGGAGCCAGUGCUGCCACUACACCAAUGUCCGCCGAUGAACGGCUUGCAUUUCAACCAGAUACUGGGCAGAAUAAUAAUUGGAGGAGGGAGAGUUUUAAUGAAUCGUACCUCAGUGAUGAACCGUCGCACGUUAAUUGGAGAAGGGAGAGUUUUAAUGAGAACUAUCUCCGUAGUGAUUUUACUGAAAGCAGUGGACAUGCCACAGUUAGUAGUAGCCAGGAAGUGGAAAGGAGAAGAUUGUUGCAGGAAGGCGAGGAUGUUGGGUCGCCGUUUGUUUCCAUGCCUGCAAUACCUGCUGUUUAUUUGGCAGGAGAUGGAGAGGGACAACCUUUGGAGAAGUUUGGAGAAAUGGACUUGGAUCAAAGCGACGACACAUGUUCUCUAACCAUACCGUCUUAUUCUACUGGAUACAGCAGCUGUUCCUCAUCAGGCGAUAAAUAUUUAACUGUAAGACGACACACUGUGGGUCCUGGUGAUUCAGCCCAUGAGCAGGCUCUUGAAAAACACUACAUGGGUCAAAUGCCUCCGCAAGAUGUCGCCACGGCUAAUGGAACCAAAAUGCUGCCCAUCACAAACUUACAUUUGCCUAUGCUGGGCCAACAGAAUCCUCACUAUUUUGGUGGGAAGGAUCCGCAUUUAUUGAAACCUCCCACUGUGUUGAGUGUUGGAGGAUUUGGACGAAGAGCUUCAGAUGGUGGAGCAAAUUUGCACAUGAGCUGGGGCGCGCCAGGAUCUCACGAACAACUUUCCAUGAUGUCCACAAGUUCGAGUGGUAAUCCUAGUAGUUUAAGUAGUGGUACUGGUACACAGCCCUUGGACCAUAGUCAGCAAUUUGAUGAUUUAGCUGCAGCAAGAUAUUUGCAAGGUAGAGGUAACACAAAACGCCAUACAAUGGCAAAUCCUGAAGAUGUACAUUCCUUACAAUCUAGUUCAAGUUCUGGCAGUCGGACACGUAGAACGGGUUUGUUGACGGUAAUGGAAAGACCACCAGUAAUCCCGCCUGAAAUCGUGAUGGAAGUAGAAGCACGCAUGAACCGGAUGUAUAUGCCUUCUAUUUCGUCACAGCGUAAACAUAGCCGCCAAAUGAGGUCGCAGCUACCUACUGUACAGGAAUUAGGACGAGAACAAAAAUCGAUAGAACGAUUUUCGCCUGUUAGAAGAGGAAGUGAAGGCUCCACAGGUUCUAGGACGUUGAGCCCUUCGACGCCUCAACAAGAGUGUCAAAGGCUACAAAGAGGACUUCAGAGUCGAUCGAGUCCGCCUAGGUCAAUACCAGGUUCUCCCAUCCAUCAAAUAGUGACUGACCCCUCGCUUCGGCAUCAGCUCUCUUCAGAGGGAGCUUCUCCCAUCCACCAGUACUACAGCAACACCACACAAGAUCAAAAUCUACAAGACUUUUCCAAAUACUCCAACAUUCGCGACCCAACGUUGGGGUUGCCGCCUGAAAAUAUCGUUCCUGGUGCUUUAGGGGGUUAUGACAGGAGUCCUCUGCAAUGCCCUGGGGCUUCGCCUUAUGGCGCUACGAGUGUACAGACCUUUGGACAGGUUCCAGGACUAAACAUCUUUGGUACCACCACGACAAUGUUAAAUCCUCUCUUAAGCCCCAGUGCCUCACCUGUUUUCGGUGGUUAUUCUACACCUACAGGUGGUAGCAGUGUAUCGUCAAUUACACAAGGUUUAAGUGGCCUAAAUACAGCAGGAAGUGGUUCGAUAACACAGGGCACUCCCUCGGUCAAUUUACAAAACAUGGGAUCGCCCAUAAUGGAUGAUAACAAAAUGGACACUUCACCACUCCCAAUGUCAUCGUAUAUGACCACUGGUCAACCAUUCCUGCAUCAGGUGCCUCAUCAUAUGCACGUGCUGAACGUGCAUAGCCAUAGAAGUCUGACUAAUUCGCCGAUAAGCAAUCCGGGUAGUCCCGGCUUGGAUAUGAUCCAGGAGGAGGCUACACAGCAACUAGCGCCAUUCCAGACGAAGGGAGAAAUACUGGGUCAUCCACAGAUAUCCGUUACUGAUGUAUUGGGCAGUGAAGUUACCUUGGUCGCUGGCUCGGAUACAUCAGAAGAUUCGAUGGACAGCCUCGACAACCAAAAGAUCUCAAAGAUUCCGUCGUUUAUCAUUUCAGAACCGUCGGAAAACACUCCAAGCAUAACACGAGGCAUCGGUCGAAAAACCAGCCAAGAAAACGAAAAUCGCGAAGAUCCAACUCACGUUCCUCAACAUUCCGACGAGUUUUUUCUGAGACGUAACUCGGAUAAAAGCUCGUGCUAUUCAGACGACUCGUUGUCCAAUGACAGUCUCAGCAUAGGCAACCAAAGCCCUAGCAGUAGUUCAAAUACACAAUCCAGUCAUGCUUUUGAUGGUGACAUUAGGACGAGAGCUAUCGAUUCUAUGCAACUGAAAAGAGAAUUAAAUAAUGCUGGUGGUCAGGCUGAAAACUUCCAAAUAUUCCAAAAUCUCAAGUUGAACCUAAACGACUCCGUCAAAUUUCCAUCAGCGGAUGGAUUGCAGUCGAACUUGCACAAAAAUUCUGGUUCGUUUGAGUUUGAAUUGAGCGAUGUCUGUUCAAAACUGCAAUCUAACGACAUCUUGGAAAUAGUAAAAAAGACCAUAAACGAUCAAAUACCUCCUAAACAACUUGUCAGUUCUAAUGAGGUCAGUGAUAGAUUGAGCCUGGAAUAUGAGGGCGGUAUACAAAUAGAAUUGAAGAUAGUCGAUAAGCAUAGAGACUCCAAAGGGUUGAAAAUGAGACGGAUAUCGGGGGAUCAUCUGGUUUAUAAUCAACUUUGUCAACAAUUGAUAUCUUGCAUGACUGUUUCCUAACAUUUGAAGGAUCCUUUUUAGGUUAUGAGCAUUUUUUUUCCCGUACUGUUACAUACUUCAAGAUGAUCCUUUUUCACUUAUCUUUAAGUAUUCAAUAGUGUUGCUUACAAUACAGAUUUCGUUUUAAUUUCUAAGAUGAAAUAAUAAUAAUAAUAAAUAAUCUUGCUUUUUUUUAACCAAAAAAAAAGUGUCAUCUUGAACUACUAUGGGCCAUUUUUUACAAGUUUGGUGUCUGCUUGUUUUAGCAGAAAUAGAGGGUUCCAAUUUUAAAAUAAAGCUAGAAAAAGGCAGACCUUAAGAUCUCUUUCCAACACAUUGCAUCUCAUGGAAAAAGACCGGUUUCUAUGACUCCUGUCUCUUUCCAAUAGCUGCCAAAAUAAUAGCCUUCAGUCUUUGCCAGGGCAAAUAGAUACCUGCCGUAACAUACAAAAAUGAGCCACAUUGUUCUGGGUUAUUCAAUUUGAUUUUGAUCUAUUGAGAUAGCUGAAUCCAUAACAGCCACAAAGAGUUUUUAAUUGCAACUACAUAUUUAGUUUUAUUAAAAAGUCAGUUGUAAAAUACAGACUCUUGGAAAAAUAAUGUGUAAUAUGCACGAGAAGGUAGAUCAAUACCUUACUUUUCAAAUAAAAAUAUAUUUUUUUUAUUUAUCAUUGGUAUUGGACUAAAUUACCCAACUUUACCUCAUUUUGACCUCUUUAUAACUCUGCCGAAGGCAAAUAAAUGAAAUUUAAUAACCCAUUUGCUCUAGACUAUACUAUAGAGAUGGGACUGUUCAUAUGGUCCUCUAGCCAUCUUUCGAAAAACAUCUCUGUUGUGAUUCGCCCUUCAAAAGGGCUCCCAUGUAAAUAAUUAUUUUAUAUUGUGAUAGAGGGUGAAGUUGACCAAAAAAAAACUUCAUUUUUAUGUAAAUAAGUCUAGUAAAUAUCCUAACUGAAUUUAAGUAAAGUAAAUAAGAUAAGUACAGGCAAGUGUGUUUUAUUUUAGGUUUGGA
This is a messenger RNA of Ceutorhynchus assimilis (cabbage seed weevil), 5401 nucleotides long. The record is from the annotation of a GenBank genome assembly. NCBI's taxonomy places the organism in Eukaryota, Metazoa, Arthropoda, Insecta, Coleoptera, Curculionidae.